GCAUGGCGAAUAAGAAGCAGCAUUGCGUUUAUUUAAUUUUUGUUUACCGGUUGGUCUGUUGGUCUCGAGUAAUAUUAGCAAAAAUCCAAUUCAUAAGCAGAGCAAUUUGCUAAGUAAUUUAAUAAAAAUACAUUUAAAAGAAUUUCACAAUGGUUGAGCGUAUUGAAGAUUUGAAUUUACCAAAUGCUGUUGUGGGUCGUCUAAUCAAAGAAGCACUUCCCGAGGGCGCAAAUGUGAGUAAAGAAGCGCGUGCCGCUAUAGCGCGCGCGGCAUCUGUCUUUGUUAUCUUCCUAACAUCGUCAUCCACAACGUUGGCUCGUAAACAAAAUCACAAAACUAUCACAGCUGCGAAUAUAUUAGACGCUCUAAAGCAAUUGGAAUUUGAAAGUUUCGUCGAUCCGUUGACAUCGGAUUUGGAGACAUAUCGCAAAGUCACAAAGGAGAAGAAAGAUAAAGCUAAGACGACUAACUCCACCCCAGCUGCCAAUGCAAGUGGAGCCAACGACGAGGACAUGGAAGCGGAAAAAGCGACGUAAAUGAAGGUUUUUUUUGUAUUGGAUUUAUUUUUUCACAAUAAAAAAUGAACAUGUUUUAAGGAUUUUAAUAUAAACGUGCUCAUUAACGACUUA
Molecule: messenger RNA, 629 nt
Organism: Ceratitis capitata (Mediterranean fruit fly)
Lineage: Eukaryota; Metazoa; Arthropoda; Insecta; Diptera; Tephritidae
Gene: Chrac-14
Product: DNA polymerase epsilon subunit 3
Exons: 1
Coding region: 150-536 (128 amino acids)
Biological process (GO): DNA damage response; leading strand elongation; heterochromatin formation
Cellular component (GO): epsilon DNA polymerase complex; CHRAC
Molecular function (GO): protein heterodimerization activity; chromatin DNA binding
Source: RefSeq, a predicted model, not a curated record